Molecule: messenger RNA, 765 nt
Organism: Silurus meridionalis
Lineage: Eukaryota; Metazoa; Chordata; Actinopteri; Siluriformes; Siluridae
Gene: glod5
Product: glyoxalase domain containing 5
Exons: 4
Coding region: 108-590 (160 amino acids)
Source: RefSeq, a predicted model, not a curated record
ACGGUAAUAUCCUUUGAAACUAAACUCCGGUUGUUGAACGCAACAGCAGCUACACAAUCACCAGGCAGCUUCAGGUCCACACCAUACCGGGUUUAUUCAGCGGUUUCAUGGCUUUACGACUCUGCUCGUUUUUCCGUCAGGGAAUCAACACUACGUCGGCUGUGUUGACUGGAGCAGUCCGAGCUCGCCUGAAAAGCUCGUGUCCGGUUCAGAUCAGCCAUCUGGAUCAUCUCGUGCUGACGGUCCGGGAUGUAAAGAGAAGCACAGAUUUCUACUCCUCAGUCUUGGGAAUGGGUGUAGUUACAUUUAAGGGAAACCGUAAGGCUUUAAGCUUUGGAGAGCAGAAAUUCAACCUACAUGAAGCUGGAAAAGAGUUUGAGCCAAAAGCCAAUAAUCCUUUGCCAGGCUCAGCAGAUCUUUGUCUCAUCACAAAGACCCCGUUGGAAACAGUCGCUGCCCAUCUGAAGGAAUGUGGUGUGAAGAUAGAGGAAGGGCCAGUCGAGAGGACAGGAGCGGUAGGCCCCAUCAAUUCUCUGUACUUCCGAGACCCUGACCACAACCUGAUAGAAGUUUCCAACUACAGCAACUAAGACCUGGUCCAGUGCAGUCUAACUGUGAAGGGAACAUUUAGCUGUUGCUAUCUUAACUUUAAGAACAGGACCAAAAUCACCCAGAAGAAUCUUAUAAAACUUGUAAAAUGUAAUGUGAAAAGUAAUGUAAAUCAUUCUAACAGCACAUGUAAUGUAAUAAAUUCUAUUUUGAAAA